UCCAGCCCGCCACCGCAGCGGGACGAAGGCCUCGAGGCACCGCCUCGGCCUGCCUGCAGCCCGCCCGGGCGCGCCUCCCCUGCGCGCGCCGCCGCCACCGCGCGGACCUGCCUGCGCCCGCGCGGGGGGCCGCCCGCGCGGAGGGCCGCGGCAGAGCAGCCGGGGCCCCGCCCACGGCCCGCGCCUCGCGAGGCGAGCCGGCUCGCCAGCCGAGGCCUGCGAGGCGCCGCGGCAGCGGCGAGGAUUCAGGAUGCCCUUCUGCCCCGUGCCGCACACCACCCGCGACCAGGUCUGGCUCGGCGUCGGCGUGGGCCUCGGCCUGCUCGCGGCCCGCCGGCUCUGGCGGCGAGACCGCGCCGCCGCCAGGAACGAGCAGGGCCCCUGCGUGCUGCCCGCGCCGGCGCGCGUGGUGGAGGUGAAGGAUCGCGGCGGACGCAACGGGGGUCAGCGCCAACGUUAAGUCGGGCCUGUGCCUCUACAGGAGGG
Prorocentrum cordatum is the source of this 486-nucleotide messenger RNA. NCBI's taxonomy places the organism in Eukaryota, Dinophyceae, Prorocentrales, Prorocentraceae. The record is from the annotation of a GenBank genome assembly.